UUUUCUCUAUCUUUGUUUGUAUUUUGUGUGUUUUUAAUGAAAUUUUUACAUAUCAACAAUCAAAUUAAAUAUGAAUUGAUCAAAUUGAAUUUAAACAACAACAAAAACAAAAAUAUUUUUCCAUAAGUUUUUUGCUUAGUGCGUUUUCAAUUCAACGAUUUGGUUAUUUUACAUGAAAAAAAUUUCAAUUCACACACAUCACACACACUAAAACAGACAGUCAACACGUUAACGUUAUCAAUCAUCGCUGUUUUUAAUCUUCAUCGCAUUCUUCAUUUUUGACAACAAAAAAAGAAAGGAAAAAACAAACAAGAUGGAUAUCUGUAAAAUGAUAACCCGUGAAAAUCCAUAUGAUAAUGCCGGUAUUGUUAAACGUAAUUUCUUUAGGUUAGUCAUUUUAUUUCAUUUAAAAUAAAAAAACCAUUUUUUAAAAUUCAUCUUUCAUUCAUUUAUCAUCAUUAUCAACAACAGUUGGAUAAUACCAUUAUUCAAUGUUGGCUAUAGAAAAGAACUGGAAGUAAGCGAUUUAUGGAAAAAUCCAAAAGUAGAUUCAUCUGAACGUCUUGGUGCACGAUUACAACAAUUUGACUAACGAACAAACGAUGACGACAACGAUGCUUUCCUGGUGCACAUUGUCCAUAUAUUAGAUAUGAUAAUUUUCCUUUUUUUUGAAUAAAAAAUAUUGUUUAAAGAUGCCA
Messenger RNA from Dermatophagoides pteronyssinus (European house dust mite), 698 nucleotides. RefSeq names its product ATP-binding cassette sub-family C member 4-like. NCBI's taxonomy places the organism in Eukaryota, Metazoa, Arthropoda, Arachnida, Sarcoptiformes, Pyroglyphidae. The record is from RefSeq and is a predicted model, not a curated record. Gene Ontology annotation, cellular component: membrane. Gene Ontology annotation, biological process: transmembrane transport. Gene Ontology annotation, molecular function: ATP hydrolysis activity; ABC-type transporter activity; ATP binding.